CCUGAAGCCGCGGGGGCGCGCCCCAGCCGCCAUGUCGGAGGUGCGUGGAGAGCCGGGGUCCGGAGCUGAGGCCGGCGCCCGAUUCUUCUGCACCGCGGGUCGCGGCCUGGAGCCGUUCCUGAUGCGCGAGGUGCGGGCGCGGCUGGCGGCCACGGAGGUUGAAUAUAUUUCAGGAAAGGUUUUUUUCACCACCUGUUCUGAUUUGAAUAUGUUGAAGAAAUUAAAAUCUGCCGAAAGAUUAUUUUUGCUGAUUAAAAAGCAGUUUCCACUUAUUUCUUCUGUAAGUAAAGGAAAACUACUUAACGAAAUGCAAAGACUUAUAAAUGAAGAUCCAGGAAGUUGGUUGAAUGCCAUUUCAAUCUGGAAAAAUCUUCUUGAACUUGAUGCAAAAAAGGAAAAACUUUCUCAGAGAGAUGAUAACCAACUAAAAAGAAAAGUGGGAGAAAAUGAAAUCAUCAUUGCAAAGAAAUUAAAAAUAGAACAAAUGCAAAAGAUAGAAGAGAAUAGGGACUGCCAGCUGGAAAAACAAAUAGAAGAAGAAACUCUGGAGCAAAGAGAUUUUACCACUAAAAGUGAAAACUUUCAAGAAGAAGAAUUUCGGAAUGACAUAGAGAAAGCAAUUGAUACUCAUAAUCAGAAGGACUUGACUUUCAGAGUAUCUUGUCGCUGCAGUGGAACUAUUGGAAAGGCCUUCACUGCACAGGAGGUAGGAAGAGUAAUUGGAAUUGCUAUUAUGAAACACUUUGGAUGGAAAGCAGAUUUGAGGAAUCCAAAAUUAGAGAUCUUUAUACAUCUAAAUGACGUUUACUCUGUGGUGGGGAUUCCUGUGUUCAGGGUUCCUUUAGCCAGCAGAGCUUACAUCAAGACAACUGGACUGCGAUCUACCAUAGCGUGGGCAAUGGCAUCUCUCGCUGACAUUAAGGCUGGUGCAUUUGUUUUAGAUCCAAUGUGCGGACUUGGAACAAUACUUUUGGAAGCUGCUAAAGAAUGGCCAGAUGUGUAUUAUGUAGGUGCUGAUGUCAGCGACUCACAGUUACUAGGUACUUGGGACAAUCUGAAAGCUGCAGGCCUUGAGGAUAAAAUCGAAUUACUUAAAGUCUCUGUUAUAGAAUGUUUGAUCUCACUAACAAGAAAAAUCAAAUGAAAAGGAGGAAUUUGGCAUGACGGAGGAGAGAGGAGAACCGCUUGUCUGCUGUAUCCAGGCCCUAAGAAAGGAUGGGAUCCAGUGCCUGAGCGGCUGAGCAUGCACUUCUAGGAGCAGGGGAAGGCAGAGGGAGGAGAAUGGACCUUAAAACAGGUCACAUGUUAUAAUGUUUAUUACAGUUUUUUCAACUCUACGCAUUUGAUAGGUUUGCUUAAAUUUACCUUUCUUUACUACUGAGAGAAACUUUUUCAUGUUAAUGUCAUUUGUAGAUGAUUCUUCUGUGAAUUGUUUUUAGGAUAACUUUCUGAAGGAAAGAAUAAAACAUCUGUUUCAGGUUAUUUCAGCAUCACAACCUCUUUAAGUUUCGGUCUAGGAGGAACUAUAUGUCUUGCUAAUACAGGGGCCAAUUUUAACUAAUAAUUAGCCCUUUAUAGCACCUACUUUAGAGGUAGACAUUCAGGCUAGAUAAAAGCAUUUAUUUUCUUCAUUAAUUUGGUUUUUAAGAGCUCUAAUUAUAAAUACAAUUUAGAGUGUUGAAAUCUACGAAUCCCUUAAGGGAUCUCAUGCCUUUUUACUGUAGGAAUUAAGAACACUUAGUGACUUUAAGAGUCACACCAAGUAUAAAUCCUAGCUCCACCAUCAUUUUUCCACUGUGUGGCCUUCAGCAGAAAAACUGGACCUCUCUUUAUUUUCUCAUCUAUAAUGUGAAGAUUAUAAUGCCACUGCAUAAAGCUGUGAUGAGGAUUUAUUACAUAAACACACAGAGUACAGUGUCUAACGCACAGCAUGAAUUAGUAAGACAUCUGUAAGCAUUGGUAUGUUGGUAUAUCUAGGAAGUUAGUAAUAUUCAUUCCCAUUAUGACUUACAUUUCUGCAAAAUCACAAUCUUCAGCUUCUGUGUGCUUUAAUGACUUUUAUUUUUUCUACCUUUUUAAUAAGCAUUCACUUUGUUUUAUAACCCUCAACUAAUAUAAAAAGAAAUGAUCUUAGCCGGGUGCAGUGGCUUUAUGCCUGUAAUCCCAACACUUUGGAAGACUGAG
Macaca mulatta (Rhesus monkey) is the source of this 2184-nucleotide messenger RNA. The record is from RefSeq and is a predicted model, not a curated record. NCBI's taxonomy places the organism in Eukaryota, Metazoa, Chordata, Mammalia, Primates, Cercopithecidae.